AAAACGAAGAAUAGUCUAGUCAAUUUUUUUUUUUUAUACAAUGAAAUAGUUAUUAUUCUAAGCUGUAGUGCUAUUUACUUAGCGCAGUACUUAUUGUUUUUGUAAGUUGUUUUAUUGUGAUAAGUGAAGAUGCAGAUCCUCAAGGCGCGCCAUAUUUAUUUGACGGCCAAUCAGUUUCAAGCAUGGAGUUGUGCAAGAUCACGAUAUGCGAGCUCGAACGCAAACAAACCGGUCGAAUACAAACCCAUAAGGAGCGUGCUAGUAGCAAAUAGAGGAGAAAUCGCCAUCAGAGUGUUCCGAGCAUGCUCCGAGCUCGGGAUUCGGUCCGUCGCUAUAUACAGCGAACAGGACAAGCUGCAGAUGCACAGACAAAAAGCCGACGAGUCAUAUAUAGUCGGCAAAGGGUUGGCUCCAGUGGAAGCAUACCUCAGUAUCCCGGAAAUCAUCAGAGUGGCUAAAGAGAAUAAUGUGGACGCUGUCCAUCCUGGUUAUGGACUGUUGUCAGAAAGGGCAGAUUUCGCACAAGCGAUCGUGGAUGCGGGCAUGCGAUUCAUCGGGCCGCAUCCCUCUGUGGUGCAAAGAAUGGGAGACAAAGUAGCUGCCAGGAAAGCCGCUAUUGAAGCUAAGGUUCCCAUCGUACCCGGUACGGACGGUCCCAUCACAACCAAAGAAGAGGCUGUCGACUUCUGCAAGAAGCAUGGUCUUCCAGUCAUCUUCAAGGCGGCUUACGGCGGUGGCGGUCGCGGUAUGCGUGUAGUGCGCGACAUGGCCGAAGUGGAAUCAUCCUUCGAGCGAGCCUCCUCAGAAGCGCUGGGCGCCUUUGGCAACGGAUCCAUGUUCAUAGAACGCUUCAUCGAACGGCCUAGGCAUAUUGAAGUCCAACUGCUUGGUGACAAGGCUGGCAAUGUUGUGCACCUAUACGAGCGAGACUGCUCGGUUCAGAGACGGCACCAGAAGGUCGUGGAGGUGGCACCCGCGCCCGGAUUAGACCCAGAGGUUUCGCAAAAAAUGACAGACUGCGCUGUGCACUUGGCCAAACAUGUGGGCUAUGAAAACGCCGGUACCGUGGAGUUCCUUCUCGACAGCAAGGGCAAUUUCUACUUCAUCGAGGUCAACGCUAGGUUACAAGUAGAACACACAAUCACAGAAGAAGUGACCAGCAUCGAUUUAGUGCAGUCCCAAAUCAGAGUGGCCGAAGGCAUGACUCUACCUGAGCUGGGUCUGACACAAGACAAGAUUAAGACACAGGGCUUCGCUAUCCAAUGUAGAGUCACCACUGAAGACCCGGCGAAUAACUUCCAACCUAGCACUGGCAGGCUUGAAGUGUUCAGAUCUGGUGAAGGUAUGGGUAUACGUCUGGACUCCGCUGCCACAUACGCUGGAGCUAUCGUGUCGCCUUAUUACGACUCGCUGCUAGUGAAAGUGAUCUCUCACGCCAACGACCUGCCAGCGGCCGCCGCCAAGAUGACCCGCGCGCUCCGAGAGUUCCGUAUCCGCGGCGUCAAGACCAACAUUCCUUUCCUGCUCAAUGUUGUCGGCAACCAGAAGUUCCUCUCCGGUGCCCUGGACACGUAUUUUAUCGACGAACACCCUCAGCUCUUCAUGUUCAAAGCAUCUCAGAACCGUGCUCAGAAACUGCUCAACUAUCUCGGACAGGUGCUGGUGAAUGGUCCAGCCACGCCGCUAGCCACAUCCAUCCCCCCCGCGGAUAUCACGCCGUACAUCCCCCCGGUUCCUCUCGACCUCUCUCCAGAAGCUGUCAAGAAAUACGAACUUACUGGUGAAAACACAGCCGUGCAGCCUCCAAAAGGCUUCAAACAGAUCCUUCAAGAAGGUGGCCCUGAGGCGUUCGCCAAGGCCGUCCGUCAACAUAAGGGCCUCCUUCUCAUGGACACAUCCUUCAGAGAUGCCCAUCAGUCCCUCCUAGCUACCAGAGUUCGAACACAUGAUCUGCUGGCAGCCUCUCCAUAUGUAGCACAUAACUUUAGCAACUUAUAUUCUAUGGAAAACUGGGGUGGAGCCACUUUCGACGUUGCACUUAGGUUCCUGCACGAGUGCCCUUGGGAGCGCCUAGAAGACAUGCGGCGGCUCAUCCCCAACAUCCCCUUCCAGAUGUUGCUCCGCGGCGCCAACGCUGUCGGCUACACCAACUAUCCCGAUAAUGUCGUCUACAAGUUCUGUGAGAUGUCGGUUAAAGCCGGUAUGGACAUCUUCCGUGUGUUCGACUCUCUAAACUACCUGCCCAACUUAAUCCUCGGUAUGGAUGCGGCGGGUAAAGCCGGGGUUGUCGAAGCUGCCAUUUCUUACACGGGCGAUGUGUCAGACCCUAACAAGAAGAAAUACGACCUGAAGUACUAUUUGAAUCUGGCUGAUGAGCUGGUCAAAGCUGGGACGCAUGUGCUGUGUAUUAAAGAUAUGGCUGGAUUGCUCAAACCACAGGCGGCUAAGCUCCUGAUCUCGGCGAUCCGCGACAAGCACCCCGACGUGCCGAUCCACGUGCACACGCACGACACGUCGGGCGCGGGCGUGGCCGCCAUGCUGGCGUGCGCGCGCGCCGGCGCCGACGUGGUGGACGCCGCCGCCGACUCCAUGUCCGGCAUGACCAGCCAGCCCAGCAUGGGCGCGCUCGUCGCCUGCCUGCAGGGCUCCCCGCUCGACACCAAAAUCCCCCUUCAAAAAGUAUCGGAGUACUCCGCGUACUGGGAACAGGCGCGCACAUUGUACGGGCCGUUCGAGUGCACGGCCACGAUGAAGUCCGGCAACGCGGACGUGUACCUCAACGAGAUCCCCGGCGGCCAGUACACCAACCUGCAGUUCCAGGCCUUCUCGCUCGGCCUGGGCAGCCAGUUCGAGCAGGUUAAGAAGGCUUACAGAGAAGCGAACCUCAUCCUCGGCGACAUCAUCAAGGUCACGCCCUCGUCGAAGGUCGUCGGCGACCUGGCGCAGUUCAUGGUGCAGAACAAACUCACCGCCAAGGACAUCGAGGCCAAGGCUGAGGAGCUCUCCUUCCCCAAGUCUGUGGUGGAGUUCCUACAGGGAGCGAUUGGCCAGCCGCAUGGCGGGUACCCUGAACCUUUGAGAUCCAAAGUACUGAAAGACAUGAAGAGAAUCGACGGACGGCCCGGCGCGGAAAUGCCGCCGCUCGACUUCGACAAACUCAAGGCUGAAAUCCAAGAGACCUACCCGCAGAUCACCGACUACGAUGUGAUGUCGGCAGCUAUGUACCCGCAAGUCGCGAACGACUUCUUCAGGAUCCGCGAGAAGUAUGGCCCCGUCAAACAUCUGGACACCAAGACCUUCCUCGUCGGACCUUCGGUCGGCGAAAGCAUCGAGGUGAAGAUCGAGCGCGGAAAGACGCUCGACAUCCGCACGUUAGCUGUUUCCGAUGAGAUGACCGCGGCUGGCGAGAGAGAAGUGUUCUUCGAACUCAACGGACAACUUAGAAGCGUCUUCAUUAAGGACGAGACGGCUAGCAAGGAAAUGAAGAUCCACCCUAAAGCCAUCAAGGGAGACAAGAACCAAGUUGGAGCCCCGAUGCCUGGCACUGUUUUAUCGGUGAAAGUGAAGGAAGGCGACAAAGUAGAAAAGGGCCAAGCUAUCGCGGUCCUCUCAGCCAUGAAGAUGGAGAUGAUCGUCCAAGCGCCCAAGGCGGGCACCAUACAAACCGUGCUCAUCACGAAUGGACAGAAACUCGAGGGCGAUGACCUCAUUGCCACUAUUGAAUGAACAGCGUAACGUGUUAGGUUAUGCGCCCACAGCUUUGUAACCGCAACUAUAUUGUUGCGUCGCUCCGUAGUCGCACUUUCAUACUGGCCCAUGGACUGGUGGUGUGAGAGAAGACUUAGUUGCGGCGACAAAGUUGCCCGUGGGCCCACUCUUAAGUUUUAUUUAGUGAUUCGUUUCGUUUCUUUUAUAUUUUGUGUGUAUGGAAGGAUGAAUGAUAAUUGUAAACUUUUCUGUCUUCCGAGCGGAAAGCGUCAAAUUUCGGGCCGCUGCGCUAAAUAAAGAUACCGCUUCCAGGCUCCGUGAAACAGAAAAAUAGUGCAAAUCUUGCCCAGUAAAUAAACCUCAGAUCAUGUUUGUUAGCCUCGGUUCCGCUUCGGCCGAUAAUUACAUGUGUUCUGAAACGUUUCUUAAUUUACUGGCUCUAAAUUGUAUGCUACUUAGGUGACUUAUCAUCCCAGAUGAUAAUGCUGGCUAUCAUUCUUCCUUAUUAGUUCGAUAGAUUGGGGUUUCGUUAGCUUUGAAGCGUAAGCGAUUGGCAUUUUGGCUAGCGUAUGUUUCGAUUAGAUAAUUAUUUUUUGAAUAAAAUUUCGGUUACUUAACCGGUUUUCGUACUAUUUUAAACCUACAGCUUUUGAUCAGUAUGUUAAAUUUUACGAUAAGUUGAUCUUGAGAAAAAAUUGGAUUCGAUUUUAUAAAUCGAUUUUUAUGUAUAUUUGUGUAAGUCAAAAUAUUUUUUGUUAAGUACUUAUAAAACUUUUUCGUUGUUUUGAAAUUCUCUUUUUAUAUUUAAAAUGUUGUUUGUUAAAUGUGUUUUUUUAUAACUGAUAUUAAUAUCUAAGAAACGCAGCGACUCUAAGAGUGAUAGUUAAUAGUUUUAAUGUUACUUAAUUUAUAAAUAUCCUGUUUUUAUAUUUUUUAUUUGGCACAAGCAUAAAUGUAAGCAGCAUUUUAUACGAAAAUACUAUUGUAUGUAUGAACUUAAUUUUUUUUUAUGUAUUUUGCGAUUUAUAUUAAUUCUAUUGAAUCAUGGAUUAAACAAAUUGAAGAUUUAUUUACCAAGUAAAAUAUUCGACUAAAAGCAUUUUCAGCAUUUCAAAUCAAAUCGCAAAAUAUUUAUACCUAUUUAGGAAGCUUCAAAUCUUUACCCGACCGCGGCAAAGCCCAAAAGGGUACUGUUAUUGACCGAACUGUGAUAUCAACCACUAAAAGUGGUGAAGUGACUUAUAGCAUCACAGUAAAAAAAAAUAGCUCAAUUAGGGAUUGGGAAAGGUAUUUUUCGAAAAAAAAACCGUUAUUUUUAUGGCAAAAAAUAUGUAUUAAAUACAUUUCGAGCUUUUAAGCUCUCAAAGAUGAUUCUGAAACUGAAAUUGUUAACUGAAGAUUUGGUUGUACUUAAUUUGUUUUUUUUUUUUCGUAAAAGGACAGACUAGAAAUAUGACUUCAUUUAAAGUCUGGCAUAAAGUUCUUUGAAUUUUGUUGUUUAAGAAUUAAAGGAACAGAAGUUACUUCAAAUAAAUGUUUAUAGUUUUGGUCCGUAUUCAAUAUCUGUUUUUCUGUACUGCCCUAUUCGGUGUAUUUAUAUUUACCCCCCACAAGGUUUAGGGGCUAGGAGUACACUUACUGUUUAAGAAAAGGCUCCAUCAAAAGGGGGCGCUGCACUACUUUUUUUUUUCAAAUCACUGAAACCUAAAAGUCAAUUAUAUCCUACUGUAGCGCCACUCUGGAAGAAUUUGGAACUAUUAUGUACUGACUUUUAGACAUUUCUGAAACUUAGUUGUCUCCUUGCCUCUAGCCAUAAUUAUCUUAUAGAUCCCGGUAGUUAGUCAUUCCAUACAACAGGGUGCAAUGAAAAAGGUAUGGACAUAUCACAAAAUAAGACUAUGUUUAGUUGUAAAUUAAAACUUAGAUAUAAGCCGAUCUGUCUGUACUUGAGACUAAGUUAAGAGAUGUUUGUAUGUUGGUGCUAAUUUUGUUAUCAUUCUGUAAUAUUGUUAUUUUCAUUUUUACGUUUAUGCAGCAAUAUAUUGAUUUUAUCAUA
Molecule: messenger RNA, 5764 nt
Organism: Leguminivora glycinivorella
Lineage: Eukaryota; Metazoa; Arthropoda; Insecta; Lepidoptera; Tortricidae
Gene: PCB
Product: pyruvate carboxylase, mitochondrial
Biological process (GO): gluconeogenesis; pyruvate metabolic process
Cellular component (GO): cytoplasm
Molecular function (GO): ATP binding; pyruvate carboxylase activity; metal ion binding
Source: RefSeq, a predicted model, not a curated record